Molecule: messenger RNA, 1060 nt
Organism: Asparagus officinalis (garden asparagus)
Lineage: Eukaryota; Viridiplantae; Streptophyta; Magnoliopsida; Asparagales; Asparagaceae
Exons: 2
Coding region: 149-784 (211 amino acids)
Source: RefSeq, a predicted model, not a curated record
UGAUUGGAAACAAGCACAUUCAUAAGACUUAAAAAUUUCACCCGAUUUCUUCCAACCCUCUUGAUUCGUUUCUAGGGUUUUAUCCGAUUGAUGAUCCGGUGCUAUCGAGCUGAACCUGGAACCCCGGCCCCCUGCUCAAUCUGAGCUCAUGGUCCCUCGAAACCCCGGGUCCUCCCGAUCCCACGACCGCGUCGAAAGCCACCAAGGCGAUGAUCCCGAUUACGUCCUCUUCUUGAAUCAUCUCAGCCCCGAUCGCAGCGGCGCCUCCUACACUCUCCGGAUCAGCAACAACGUGAUCGGGUACGAAGACCAGGAUCGAGGCGGGAGCAGCUUCGAUCGUAACAAUACGAACAACAAGAACGAUGGUGACUGUGGUAGUUCUAAAGACGUCUCGGGCCCCGACGACGCGUCCACCGACGUUUUGGGAACUGAUCAUGCUGUCGUCUACGAUAAUGUGCUUCAGGGAGGCGAGGUGUUAUCUUCUUUCCAAAGCAGGCUAAUGGAGAGUCUAAAGAGGCCUUUUGAUCAGAGAGAAUAUGAUAGGUUAUUGGCAGAGGCGAAGAAGCGCAAACCCAUAGUGAAAUUUAAGCACCUGCGCACAGAGGACAUACCUUACGAAACCGAUGAACUGGGGGCUUCUUAUUUUCAUCACUACCCUGAUCUCCGCAGAAAGGUGAAAUCUGCUGAUCAUGUUGGGGGUUUGAUGCUGUUGCGCGGUUUUUUCUUUUGGCUGCAGAACCUAGGCCACAAAGGAGCAUAUAAACCUUGGGAAUCGAAUCUCUGACUAUUGUUUGCUGAUUGAAAGUACUUCAGAAUUUAAGAUGCGAUGAUUGCGAGUUGGAGGAUAGUUCCUCUUCUCAAUGCUUGGCAUCUGAUUCAGAACUUGGUCAUAUGAUAUCCUUUGGUGCACCAAUAUAUACUGCGCGUCACAUUUGGUAUCUUACAUCAUGGUAUUGAAGGAACCUUUGAAGCUAAUUUGUAUUAAUUGUACGUUUGGGAUUUAAAAAAACAAAAAACAAAAUCGAAUACACUUUAAUCAAGUUAUAUUCUUUCAUUUCUA